CGCUGUCUUCAUGUGUCUCCCUCUGCAUGCACCCACCUGCGAAGAAGCUGCGUACGCGCCGUGUAUCGACACCCGCACUGUCGAACUUUUUCCGCCGAAGGCGCAGCGACAGGAAAGGCAACUGUCUGUGAGCAGUGUCUUGGACUUGACGUCUUGCAAGGAAACGGAGGGAAAAAAAGAGUCGCAGGCGCAUGCUCUCCUGUCGGGGGGUCGGCGGCUCUCUCGUCGUUCAUCGCGCGCGGGCUCUAGAGAGACACGGUUUGAAGCCUCACCCGAGCAAGAAAAGAGAGACACGAGGACCAGGAACGAGGAGGAAGCUUUUUGCGUCCUUGGUUCUCGGCGUCGUGUCAACUUCCUGAGUUUCCCGCCUCAGUCCGUGGUUGAGCGAUCUGCGGAGACACCGCAGGAAGAACCGCAUAUCCUCGCUUUCCCCUUCCACAUGCGCUCCGUGUCUCUGUUUCGAGUCCAAGCGCUCUGCGCAGCUCUUUGAGUGUUUGCGCCACGAAACAUCCGAAGAGACUCGCGACUUGGUGGACUUGGUCGUCUCUCCUCUGCCGCGCUUCGUCUUCUCGCCGAGGCGAAGGCGGGAAGUGCAUGCACUGUGUCAAGACAGGCUCUUCCUCGCCGUUGAGAAAAAAUGUCUCGUCCUUCUCCAGUGAGUGCAGCCGGCGACGCAGCGCCUGGACUGCCUUCCAUCGCCCCCUCUGAGGGAGAGACACAAGGAGACGCCACCGGAGACAGCAACGAAGGACGUGAGAGCGGAGAAGAACAGCUCAUUGGAGAAGACGAGGAAAAUCGAAGCAGAGACACGCGACGCAUUGCCGGCAGAGAGAGUCCAGAAGACACGAGCGAGGGAGAGGGCGAAGCCGACUGCUUCGACGUCAGUUUCUACUCGCUUCCUCUCUCGCUGCGCCCAGAACCUGCUCUCGCGUCUCCUUCAUCUCUGCAGCGAGGCGGACGGCACUCCUCGAACCGAAGAGAAGAAGAAGAGAGAAAAGAGAGAGAGGAGAGGAAGAGGCGAGCGGUGAACAGACUCUCGACGGGGGAGUUGCAGGUGAAGCGCGGGAGAUACGGGUCAUCCGUCGGAAGCGAUGUGACUGCUGCUGCCUCGUCCGUAGCGACUCUCGUCGCUUUGCCUUCCUCUUCAAGUCGUUUGCUCAGGGCAGGUACAGCACUGCAGUCUUCGUCAAGUCUGUCGAUCAGCCACACACCGAAGUGCAGCUCCUUGCCCUCCUCGCCUUGUUCUUCCCUUUGCCGUUUCCCUCGUUCGUCUCCUCCCUCUCCCUCUUCUCCUUCUCUGCCUUGUUGUGAUUCUUCCUCUUCGGCGGAUUCUUCUUCUCUGCCUUGUUCUUCUUUUUCCCCCUCGGCUUGUGCGUCUUCUGGGCCUUCCUGCUCCACUCUGUCGGGUCACUCCUCGGUCUCCGUUCAACCGCGGCGUUCCGCGGUUCUUGACUGUGACUCUCUCUCUCCUGGUUUCUCGUUGUCUGCGCUCGCUGACCUCUUCUGUAGCGCCGGGCCUCCAGAGCCUCCUCCUUCUUUUUCUUCUUCUUUCUGGGGAGCGUCUUCAGAGCCUGUGGGGUUUUACGUUCGAAGUCGGGCAGAGCGAGAGAGCAUGCUCGCGCAUCUUCUCCGGCCGCGAGUCUCCGAGGCAAGGAGGGAGAAAAGAAAGUAUCGACAGCCGUACGAGAAGGACGGCCUUCUGCGCGCUACUUUAAACGGAUGCACAGGACGACGCGUCGCCCUGGUGCUGACGCAGGGCGGCGCAGUCGAAGGCCGCUUCGUCCGGUGUAUAGACAGACGCGAGGUGGCUCGGCGUCCGCCGCCUGUGCCCUUCUUCCGCCAGCGCAUGCAGACCCAGACCUGUGCUGGGAGUGGCGAGACACAACGCAGGAGGAGGGAGACUUUCCGGUCUCCCGCGAGAAGCAAUCCAGCGACCUCUGCGACGGCAACUCUGGCGUCUUCUUCAUCCCUGCCGAGCGAUCGGAGGGCCACAAAUGGGGACGCGCGGAGACUCCGCAGUCUCUCCUCAGCGUCGGGGCGCGGUGCCUCGCCUCCUGCUGCGUACCCGCCGCUUCCUGGACCGCCCCUCCUGGGGUGUACGUCCAGCGGAAAGUGCGGAGGCCCCGCAGAUGCCCAUCCACCUGAGUGGCCUCGAGCGCCCGGCUCCCUGCUUGCGCAGCGAAGGGAAGAGACAGGAGGACGGAGAGACGAUCCUCGCUUGCGCAGGUUUCAGAGAAGACGAGCUGUGUCGCGGAUCGUGCUGGAUGACGCCGUAGUGUACAGACACGCGGCGCCGGUCUUUGCAUCCGCAGCCGCCUCGGUCAGCUCCGGAGCCUCGAGACAGGCGCAGACGCGAAGCGCGCUGGCGGAGAGGGGAGGAGAGACGGCGGGGAACUCGUUGAGCGCGCGCUCGGAGUCUGUGGGUGUCGCAGAACCAGGCGGAGCGAGGCGAGGAGACGGAGGCGAAGUCCUCGCCUCCGUCUGUGUGAAGACAACUGGAGUGGCGUUCAUUCUUGGGACUGAAGGGAGCAGCGUGCGGGGCUUGGAGGCCCGUGUGAAGAAGAGCUACAUCGACGCAGUGAAGAACAAAGUUUUUGACCGCUCGGAGGAGCUCGCAGGAGUCUCCCUCGGGGCUGUGACAAGAGUCGGUCUCGCGCGAGACCUUUCAGAGCGUGGAGCUGCAUCUGAGAGAGAGUACGCAGCCUCGUCGCUCUCUGCGAGUCUCGAUGGCUCCUCCUCCUCUUCCUCUUCGUCGUCCUCUUCUUCGAACCCGUCACUCACUUCUUUCUCGUCCACGCUGUCUGCGUCGCCCCUGGUGUCUCCUUCCCCGUCUCCGUCUCCUGCCACUCCGUCUGCCGCCGCUUCCGCCGCCUCUUCGUGCGCGUACUACUCCAGCUACGGGGAUCCAUCGGUUCACAGUUACAUGCUGCGAGAUGGGCCGCGAACCGCCGCGUAUCAUAGAGCGUUGGCUGCGAACAAGAUCUUUCUCGAGGACGCAGUGGUGAUGGAUGUCGGAGCAGGCAGCGGCAUUCUGUCGCUGUUCGCAGCUCGCGACGGAGGCGCGAAACGCGUCUACGCCGUGGAACCGAGUGACACCUUCUUUCUUCUCCAGGAGGUCGUCGAGGCGAACAAUAUGCAGCAGGUUGUGCUCCCCAUCCACGCAACUGUCGAGGAGCUGAUCGAUGCCUCGCGCGCCCUGCGGGCCCUGAAGACUGCAUGCAAGGCCCAUCCCAUGGAGUCCGAGGGUGAGAAGAAAGGCGCAAGAUGUCGAGCGCAGAAUCCCCCGAUGCCUCGAAAUGGAGACUUCAGCGACACCGAGAAGCAGAAGGAGAUCAAGGGGGAGGAAGACGAGGAAGAGAAAGCAGGUUCGAGAGCGGACGAGAACAAGGAGGAUGCGAAGACAGAGGAUGGGGAGAACUGGCGAGUGCUGGAUGCCUUGAAGUCUAGGGCAGGCGUUAGGACUUUCCUUGAGGAAAUGGAAGCGGCUUCGAAGGUGAACGCAAGCUCCUGUCGCUUCCUCGAUGCCAUUGUCUCUGAGUGGAUGGGGUUCUACUUGCUCCACGAAGGAAUGUUGGACUCUGUGUUGAAGGCGCGAGACGCGUUUCUGCGUCCCGGCGGCCGCCUAUUUCCAUCUCGCGCGCGGCUCUGGCUGACGCUCGCGGACUGCUCCGAGUAUUGGGCGAGUCGCCUGCGGUGCUUCACGAGUUUCCAUGGCUUCAACUUCGCGCCGCUGCAGCAGCGACUCCUCGCUCAGAUGCAGGAGGGCAAGCAGCCGCUGCUCCUCCACCUCGAGCCGUCUCAGUGCACAGCUGCGAGGCCCGCGCUUCUGUUCGACUGGGAUCUCUCUGAGACCUCCGUCGCUGAGCUUCAGGCCGUCGCUCUGGAGGCGCGCAUCGAAGCCGUCCGCCAGGGCCCCGUCCAUGCUUUUGCCAUAUGGUUUGAGUGUCUCUUCCCUUCGGGAACAGAAGCCGAGGAAGCACAGGGGACGGAGGCGCGUCGAGAAGCCGCCGGCGAGCGCGAGAGAGAUCAGCGAGGAGAGAGAGGAGACGGAGAAGACGGAGAAGACGGAGGGGAACGGGGAGGGAGGUGGAGGAACAGGAAGAAGGGCGGGGGAGGUGUUGGAGAAUCGGAAGCGUGUGGGGACUGCUCGAAGAUCCUGGUGGCCGAGAAGCGCGCCGCAGAGGCGGGAGCAGAGGCCGCGAAGAAGGUCGGGGGGAAGGCGAGGCGCGAAGGGGGUCGUGGAGAGGCAGAGGCGAGAGGCGAGACAGACGAAGGCCUUGGAGUGAAGCUCGACACCGGCCCAUUCAGCGCAGAAACGCACUGGAAACAGACCCUCGUUCUUCUGCCGCAAGCGAUGGAAGUCGUGGCUGGACUCACACUCACUUGUCAAGUCCAACUGAGGAAGGCACACGAACGCGCGAGAGCCUACGAAGUGGAAAUCGAAGUCGUCGAUGCAGAAAUGGAAGAGCGACAAGAAGAAGAAGAGAAAGAGGAAGAAGAGAAAGAGGAAGAGGAGGAGGGGGGGACAGAAGGGAGUGGUGAGUAGGUGGUGAUGUAGAGAGGGAGGCAACAAAGGCGGUCGAGGACGGAGACAGGCGGUGUUGUUUUUUGUGCUGAGCGGGAGAAGAAAGGCGUAGGAAGAGAUGCGAUGGAACAGACACGUUGAGGUGAGGCAAUCAGUCGGGGUUGCAGAAGGGGGGAAGGGAUGGACAGAAGGAACUUGGGGAAAUGUUGGAGAUCUUCUUCGCGAUACUGUUCGCGAUGGACUUUUUCGUUUUUAUAAGAAGUUUUCUUUCUCGCCUUGCGCACUCCGAAAAACUGUAGAUGCGGGCUUGGGACGUUUUUGCGGCACCCGGCUAUCCGUGCUCUGUUUUGGGGCCUGUAGAUACACCCCAAAAAGACCGUGCAAGGCUGCUUUGCUGUCUGCCCUGCGUUGCCUUCUUCUCUCUGCGUCUGUAUCUCGUUCCCCUCAAUUGCGUGUGGCCCGACGUCUCUUUUUGCCUCCUUCCCCGUUUGCUUUCACAACUUGUCCUGGACUCUUCUUGACGCGGACUCUUCAUCGAGAGGUCGUGCUGCGAAGGCCGCACGGAGCCCACCAGAUUUUUUACUGCUUUUCUCGUAUUUCUCCAUGUGCCUCAUCUAUGUCACUCCAUUUGACUCCAUUUUCUGCUCUUCCGUUUGACUCCUCUCUGUCUCGGUUCGUGCUGCCCUCCCCUCUGCACUUUCGUGUCUCUCGUCUCUCCCACUGUCCGCUGGAGUCUUCGUUACUCCAUUCCAGGGUGUCCCUGCGACAGCGCACAUGUUCACGC
This is a messenger RNA of Toxoplasma gondii ME49, 5309 nucleotides long. It is a transcript of the gene PRMT2, whose product is annotated as histone arginine methyltransferase PRMT2. Gene Ontology annotation, biological process: peptidyl-arginine methylation. Gene Ontology annotation, molecular function: protein-arginine N-methyltransferase activity. Bases 638 to 4546 code for a protein of 1302 amino acids. The record is from RefSeq and is a predicted model, not a curated record. Lineage: Eukaryota; Apicomplexa; Conoidasida; Eucoccidiorida; Sarcocystidae. The transcript is spliced from 3 exons.